AUGGCAACGCAAUCAACCUUCCCUCAACCUCCUUACCCUCUUCACGACUCUGUGAAAGAUCUCUUGGAUCCUGAAUACGUCGAAUUCUAUAAUGAGUACCUUCUCAACGCACCACAGGUACACUACCAGCCAGUCUCUGCCUCUCGUGUUGGAGGUCUGCUAAUUCCGGGCGGAACUGAUCCAGUGCCUGUAGGGGCCACGACUGAUGUUCAGCUUCCCCGCAGGGAAUCUGCAGGACCUCCAGUUCCCGUGAGGGUCUUCAUUCCUCCGGGGACGCCACCUUCUUCAGGAUGGCCAGUCUUCCUAUGGUAUCACGGAGGCGGCUGGGUAAUAGGAAACAUCGACUCGGAAAACAGUCUCUGCACCAACCUGUGUGUUAGCGCAAAGUGCGUAGUGAUUACUACAGACUAUCGACUAGCACCGGAGAAUCCGUUCCCUGCUGCAGUCCACGAUGCUUGGGAGACCGUACUUUGGGUUGUCAAAGGUGCAGCGGCUCCCGCUCUGAACACAAGUCUUGACCUUUCCAAGCUCUCUAUUGGCGGCUCGAGCGCCGGUGGUAAUCUUGCCGCCGUCAUGACACAAAGGGCGCUCGUGCACGAGGCGUUUGUUGGUCAGCCAGGCUUCAAAUACCAGAUCUUGGUAGUUCCCGUCACGGACAACACUGCGUCCACUGAAUCAAGCGCCACCUACAAAGCAUAUGAACACACGGCAGCUCUACCGGCUGAUAAGAUGCUAUGGUACCGACGUCACUAUCUUCCAAAUGAGGCAGACUGGCUGUCGCCCGAAGCAUCGCCUCUUCACGCAACUGUUGAAACGUUCUCCAAACUGCCCCCUGCACUGAUCGUUGUCGCCGGCUUGGAUGUGCUGCGGUGGGAAGGAGAGGAAUAUGCACGAAAGAUGAAGGAAUCGGGCGCACAUGCCGAAGUAGCGGUAAUUGAAGGAGUGCCACAUCCGUUUAUUGUCAUGGACGCAGUGCUCCAGAAGGGCAGAGAUGGUAUGAAGUUGGUUUGUGAGAAGCUUGCGGAAGCUCUCAAGUAG
Clonostachys byssicola is the source of this 1038-nucleotide messenger RNA. Lineage: Eukaryota; Fungi; Ascomycota; Sordariomycetes; Hypocreales; Bionectriaceae. The record is from the annotation of a GenBank genome assembly.